GAUUCGAUGGGGAAGAAUGGAACCCAGCUUUUACGUCAUUGCGUACAUAUUCUUGUUCGAGUUACGAGUGAUCUCUUUGCCGUGAGGCUCUCAGGCAUUGGAAAGACUGUGAAAGAAAAGGUUUGUGCACACACGAGCCGUGAUAUCCGUGCCAUUGCAAGCCAGCUUGUUAAUGUGUGGUUGGAACUUUACCGGAAAGAAAAAGCUAAUAGGGAAAUGAAAUCAUUGAGAAGAACAAAUCCUACAAAUAUCUCUAGAAUAAGAAGAAAACAGAAUAGUGAGGAUGCAGACAGUAGGGGGAAUCUGAGCAAUGGUAACGAUAUGACAACAGAUGGAGAGAUUGAGGACAACCAGCUACCUAUGUCAGAGGAAGAAAAAGCUGUGUUUGCUACAGCUGAGGCUGCUCGUGUAGCAGCUGAAGCAGCUGCGAAGGCAUUUUCUGAGGCCUAUCAAAGUACUUCAUUGCAGCUUCCUAAGAUUCCCUCGUUUCAUAAAUUUGCGAGGCGAGAACAGUACGCAAAAAUGGACGAAUCUGAUUUCAAGAAAAAGUUUCCAGGCAACGUCUUAGGAAGACAAGAUUGUAUGUCAGAGAUAGACUCUAGGAACUGCAAAGUUCGGGACUGGUAUGAUUUCCCUGCCUCCUGUCUUGACCCUGACAGUUCAAGGGUUCAGGUCGAUAACUGUUCACAGCGUAGCCACUCGAAUGAGCUUGGGUCUCAUUCAAAGUUCAGAGAAUGUUCUAGAGAAAGUGCGGCUGCGGAAACCAGUGUUUUUACCGGGGCGUGGGUUGAUACUGGCGGUAGUAGCGAUGGUGUCAAGGAUUACAAUGCUAUAGAUAGAUGGCAAUCUCAAGCUGCUGCUGCUGAUCCUGAAUUUUUCAAUCGUGCCUUACAUAUGAAGGAUGAAGAAGGUUCGAUUGCAUGUUCGACGGGUCCUCCUAGUUGGAAGCAUGACCAACCCGCGAAUGAAGGUUCUAUGUCACAGGUCACAGUGAAUAAAGAGCCACGUAAAAGUCAUAUCAGGGGUGCAGAUCGUCUGAAACAAGGGGUUGUAGAUUUUGUUGCAUCAUUGCUUAUGACCCCUUAUAAAGCGAAGAAAAUUGAUAGAGAUGUAUACAAGUCAAUAAUGAAGAAGACAGCAACAAAGGUAAUGCAGCAAACAACAGACGCGGAGAAAGCCAUGGCUGUUCCCCAAUUCCUUGACUCAAAGCGGAAAAACAAGAUUCGUGACUUUGUGGACAAACAAGUUGACAAGUACAUUGCGAUGGCUAAAGUUGCAAAACCUUGA
Molecule: messenger RNA, 1287 nt
Organism: Raphanus sativus (radish)
Lineage: Eukaryota; Viridiplantae; Streptophyta; Magnoliopsida; Brassicales; Brassicaceae
Product: lysine-specific histone demethylase 1 homolog 3-like
Molecular function (GO): protein binding; oxidoreductase activity
Source: RefSeq, a predicted model, not a curated record